UCCUCCACACCGCUACACCACAGCUGUCAGCUGACUAAACCAAACAGGAGAGCCUCCUUCUCUGCAGCCGGAAACAUCAUAUUCAUUCAUGCCCAGCUGCGCGACCAUGAAGAAGAACAAAGGCAAAGCCAGCAGUACUAACGAAAAGGAGUUUGUGUUUGAGUUCAGGGCAGGGCAACACAACUGUGUUCUCAAAGUGCCUCUGCAGUUUCCUGUUCAAGAGAUCAUCAAUGACCUCCAUGGACGCCUGAUGCUGCUGCAUAAAAUACCCUGCUACAUAGAAACCGAUCUAAAAAGCUCCCUUUCCAGCUUCGUUGAGAAGGAGACCAUCCUGGAUUAUGACAGAGAGGCAGAGCUAGCGCUGCAGAGACUCACAGCAGGAGACGUGGAUAUAAACCAGCUGACCAACGCAUGGACCAGGUCUUAUGUGGAGACUACGCUGGAACACGCUCGUCCCGAGGAGCCCAGCUGGGACGAGGACUUUGCCGAUGUUUACCACGAGCUGAUCCACUCCCCUGCCUCAGAUACCCUCCUCAACCUAGAGCACAACUACUUUGUUAGCAUCUCCGAGCUCAUCAGUGAGAGAGACAUGGAGCUAAAGAAGCUCCAAGAGAGGCAAGCAUCUGAAAUGGACAAAGUGAUGCACGAGCUGGGGAAUACAUUGAGUGACCAUGAUGUAAAUGCAGUGGCCUCUCAACAUUUUGAUGCACAACAGGUCUUGGAGAACAAGUGGGCCAGUGAGCUGAAGCAGGUGACAGGCAUUCAGAAGCACGAGUACCAGCAGUGGGUCAUCAGUCUGCACCAGGAUCUGCAGAAGUCCAACAGCAGCCAGAUCACGGAGGAGAUCAAGGUGCAGCCCAGCCAGCUGCUGGAGGUUGCAGACCCCGGGGCCCGGAUGUUUGAGGAGCAGCCUCAGCUGGAGGAGAGCUUCACCAUACACCUAGGGGCCCAGCUGAAGACGAUGCACAACCUGCGGCUGGUCCGGGCCGACGUGCUGGACUUCUGUAAACACCGUCAGCACAGCAGCGGGGGGGCAAAGCUGAGGCGUCUGCAGACGGCCCUGUCGCUCUACUCCUCCUCCCUCUGUGGGCUGGUGCUGCUGGUGGACAACAGGGUCAACUCCUACAGCGGCAUCAAGAGAGAAUUUGCAACUGUGGCGAAGGAGUGUACAGACUUCCACUUUCCCUUCCUGGAGGCACAGCUGGACGAGGUGCAGCAGGUGCUGCUCUACGCCCGAGCCCAGCGGAGCAGCAAGCAGAAAGAACAGCCAGAGAUACCAAGGAAUGGAGGUGACGAUAAGAACAAAAAUGUUGAAAGAAAUCCAUCUAACAUCUUACCAGGUGAGUUUUACAUCUCGCGGCACUCCAACCUGUCCGAGGUCCAUGCUGUCUUCCACCUGUGUGUGGACGAUAAUGUGCGUUCAGGAAACAUCACGGCGCGAGACCCGGCCAUCAUGGGGCUGAGAAACAUCCUGAAGGUCUGCUGCACACAAGACGUCACCACGGUUACCGUCCCUCUGCUGCUGGUCCACGACAUGUCAGAGGAGAUGACCAUACCGUGGUGUCUUAAGAGAGCAGAGCUGGUUUUCAAAUGUGUCAAAGGCUUCAUGAUGGAAAUGGCCUCAUGGGAUGGAGGAAUAUCACGCACCGUCCAGUUUCUAGUGCCAAAGAGUAUCUCAGAGGAGAUGUUCUACCAGUUGAGCAACAUGCUGCCUCAGAUCUUCCGUGUCUCCUCCACCCUGACCCUCACCUCAAAGCACUGAGAGAUGGAUACAGAUGGACCACAUUGCAUCCACGAGGCAUUCCAACUAACAGAGACUCAUUUAUAAUAACAAUUAUACAACAAGGUUUUCUUUUACAUCAAGAACUGUAGAAUAAAUAAGUGGAGGUUUGAUGAAGUAGCACAUACAGUAGGCCCUAUUCAUUCAAACGGGGCCAACACAAUAUGGUAGCAUCAAAGCGCUUACUGUAGUGGUUUAAAAGAAGGGAUUUUAAACCAGAUAGAACAUUUCUAUCCAGUUGUUGAGCCUUGUUAUUUUGCACCUUCUGAUGCUGUAGAUGCUUGUUACUGAGAGAGGACGGGAUUCAGUGGCUCUCCAAAGCAGCUGCUGCAAUUAUCAUUUCAGGCCUCCGGGGUGCGGUCAUGGUGACAGAGUUUUAUGACAUCAUGACAUCAGCCGCCAGUGGGUAUUUCAGUUUCCUUUAAUGCUGCAAUCUGUAACUUAACGCAUGUUCGAGCUGCAGCACAACAAGGACCCAGCAUUGUGGUGGUUAAGUUGUUUUAACUCUGAUACAAACUGAAAUUGCCAUCAACGGAGCGAAAAAGUAAAUUGGAAUACACAGUAUAGUUUACUAAAGCGAUGAAGCUAGAUGAAACUGGCAAUGGCCAUUAGACAGGUGAGACCUAACUGUUAUAGCAACCAUUGUAAUGUUGUAUUAAACAUUACCAUACAGAUGGAUCUAAUAUCACUAUGUUGGUUAUAAAAAUAACAUCACAGAUCUCUGCUUUUAUUUUUUGGUGUUUUGAUGGACAGUAUUCGGUCCCACAUUUCAUCUGUUUUUUGUUUGCAAAUUAGUUUUGAUGUAUGAUCACAAGGAGUCUAACCAAUGAAAAUGUAGCUUUAUAUUUAAGGGCUGAUUCGACCAGAGAGAAGUAACUAAACGUGGCUCUUUAAGUCCUAAAUGAAUGCUGUUGCUGCUGAGAUGAGCAACACACAGGUGUUUUUUAUACUGCAUUGCAGUGAGUUGUAGUGAGGAUCACUCUUUGCGUGUGUCCCUCCCCUCUACCUCUGUAACAGCAGAUGGCACUGUUCCUAAAGACAAAGAUGUGAAAGGGUAACUACACAGGCACUUCUCUUAUUAAAAGAGAUACAAACGUAAAGCAGCAUCUGUCGCCAGUGGAAAUUCAUCUCAAGAAAUGUUCAUAUUCAUUGUUAGCAGGGCUCCUCUGGAACAUCCAUCCUCAGUGGUCUCGCAUCUUCAGCUGUUAAGGUUUGUCAAAUGUGUGACACUUUAAAUCAAAUGUGUGCUCUGUAUAUUUACUAUAUAUGUUUACAUUUUUAUGUUUUAAUACAUGUACAACUGAUAUGUCAAUUUCUUAAGCUCAUAAGCUCAUGACAAACUUUGAUAUUUUGACUGACUUACAUUUUUUUCUCCCCAAUGAUACACUUCUGGUGGCAUUUCUUUCAGCAUUUUAUUUAGUGUUGAUGGGUUAUCCACCGGCACAUAAUCUCUCUGAAGUUAAUAAUCCACGUAAUUCAUUGGAAUUGCAUUCCUCCUUCAUCUAUUGGUGGCCUCUAAGCCAUUUCAGACAGACUGUAAUCAAUUCAGCAUGUCAGGAAAGUUUGCCACAGCCACGUUCAGCGGUGGAAUUAUGAAGAUUAAAAGAGUUGAGAGUUUAGCAAUCAAAGCAAGUUGCCUUCCCUUUUCUCAAGAUAAAAACAAGAAGGCCAGCAGCCCUGAGAGAUUUAUGAGAUUGAAUAGCAACAUAGCAUGUUGAAACCUGCAACUGUUUAUAUCAUGCUGCCAUGCUGGUAACCCACAAAAUUGUAAGAAUAUGUAUCGCGAGUGUUUGUCAUUCUUGGGAUUGGUCUCAGUGGCCUGCAGUGUUGGGUUUCCUUGAGAAGAGAGCGCAGUGUGCCGAUUCAGCAUGACGGUCCACCUCUCCCUCCUCUCACUUCUGUGUCACAUGAGUGAAAAUGAUCAGAGCAACAUUCAAUCACUUGAUAUGACCAGUAUGAAUUCCUAUAGAGGUUUCCUUAAAGAACUACAACACAGAACCAACCCCCACUAGAGGUCGGCAAAGCUUCACAUGAAGCCUUUUUAAUUUUAAGGGACAGUUCACCCCAAAUAAUUGUUUUCCUCUUAAAGGAUCAGUGCUUUUUUUUAAAUCAAUUUCUAUUGUUGUGAGUUGCCCAUUGUUGGAGAUAUCGUGCAUAGAGUUGUCUGCCUUUUCUCCAAUAUAAUGGAACAAGAUGGUGCUGUGCAAAAAACAUACAUAUAAAAUGGGGUCCUCAUUGGCUGGGCUGUAACAUUAGCUAGCUCAGGUGAGCUCAGGAGAGGAUGUCUAGACACUGCUCUGGUUUCUGAAUGUUUAUAUUCAGAAAUAUUGACUGAAUUUUGAUAGGCCAUUGGAAUAAAA
Messenger RNA from Trematomus bernacchii (emerald rockcod), 4140 nucleotides. It is a transcript of the gene ferry3, whose product is annotated as chromosome unknown C12orf4 homolog. Gene Ontology annotation, biological process: regulation of mast cell degranulation. Gene Ontology annotation, cellular component: cytoplasm. The coding region runs from base 89 to 1762 and encodes 557 amino acids. The transcript is spliced from 14 exons. The record is from RefSeq and is a predicted model, not a curated record. Lineage: Eukaryota; Metazoa; Chordata; Actinopteri; Perciformes; Nototheniidae.